Camponotus floridanus (Florida carpenter ant) is the source of this 6725-nucleotide messenger RNA. Its product is annotated as SUN domain-containing ossification factor. Gene Ontology annotation, cellular component: membrane; cytoplasm. The record is from RefSeq and is a predicted model, not a curated record. The coding region runs from base 1120 to 5235 and encodes 1371 amino acids. Gene Ontology annotation, biological process: protein folding in endoplasmic reticulum. The transcript is spliced from 5 exons. Lineage: Eukaryota; Metazoa; Arthropoda; Insecta; Hymenoptera; Formicidae.
UCAAAGUUUAAUUGUAGAAAAAUUUCACUAGAAAGGGACUUCCUGAUAUCCAGGGAGAUCCUGAUAAAUAUUUCGAAAAGAAAUUACUUAUCACGAGAAUUCUCUCGUACAUCACGAUCCGGAAAAUGCAAAACGUUAAAAAUUCACGAGUACCUUUCAUUCGGAGCGCACGAGCCACUCUUACUCGUCUCACUUUUACACACGCGUGUGAAUACUUUAUAGGGCAUAAAAAGUACCGCAGCAGCGCACUUGGUUGCAAAUCGUUGAAAUCGCAUGAGGGAAGUGGAUCUCCCCCCUUUUCACAGACGGGCGAGUCAAGAGGGGGACUCUUGGAGAAAAAGGGCGGAUUAGAAAGGAUGCGAAGGAGGAAAGUCACGGUUCUCUCGACGUGAUACGAGGGGGAACACGAAAGAAAGGAAGGGUGCUGGGAGAGGAAGUGGGCGAUGGUGCGGUCGGGUCGGGGUGGCGGUGGUGGGUGGUGGUGAUGGUGGUGCGGAAGGGUCGCGCCGCGACGUCGCGCGAGGGCGGACCAUCAGUUCGCGUUCGAGCGGCCGCCGAUAUGGGUGAUCGGUCGUUCGGGCCGCAUUCUCUCGUUAUCCCCUGCGAUUCUGCGGUCUCGCGAUAGAAAUUGUGUCCAAGAGACACGUGUCGAGAGGUGAUCGAAGGCCAGGGAGUGCGUGGUGCGUGACAUGACGUGCGAAGCCGGUCGACCGACAGGAUGGUCACUGGUGCAGUCUACACGAAUGUGGCUAAGGACUUGAAUGCAUCCGCGAUCAAUAUUUAUUAUCACUUCCGAAUGCCGAUUUUUUUCUACGUGUUACAUCGACAGACUGGUAUCGAUCGUGUAAAGCUAAUUUCGUAUCAAGUUCAUGUGUAAUUUUGAGCGUGAAGGAAGAUUGAUUAGGUCACAGAGUCUUGUAUGUAAAUGCAGCAUCUAGCCAUUACGUUAUUAAUAUUUAUGGGCAAAGAACAGGAAGGUGAUGUAUCUCAGACAUCGCUAUAAUUUUCCAGUGGCUAAAAAUCAGUUCGAUGAUGAGAAAUUCCUGAUAUAAUAGAUAUUAUGCGUGUGACAUUUUAUCUAAUAUCAUCAUAAAAGUGACUGCGAGGAACUUUAGUCGUAUGAAAGUACGAGAAAUGGUGAACAAACCUGAAAGAAGAAUUGCAACGAUAAGACGGGGCAAGACAAUGGUGAAGUCAUGGUGUCACAUCACUUCGUGGUGUGAAGUAACGUGCGUACCUGAGCCUAAAGUCAUGGCCAAGAGUAUCGUCAAGAACAGCGACGGUGGAUGUCCCUUGCAUUGGGUUGACAAUCCCACCGGGCAACCGAGGCAUCUUCUUCGAGUGGUUGUCUUCUAUUUAACCAUAUUGGCGAUAUUAUGGUGUAUGCCUACCUGUCUCUAUCAUCGGAUUUCCGAGACUGGCCAGGCAGUAGUGUUGACAUUGGUGGACACCGCGGCGGCGGAAUUGCAGAAUCUGGCCGAGCCGAAGAUCGAUCGCGAUUUUUCCUCGAGGUCGUCCAUCAAAAAUUCCUCGCUAUUGAACGAUAACCAAAGGCAGACCGAGCAUAUAAAAGAGAUCGUUGUGCCGACGACGCAGAUUCAACCACCAUUGAUGGUCGACGAGACGACGACGACGACGGAGCGACCGAAUGACACGGAGGCCCUCGAGGACAACGAGGAAGUGCUUCUGCUGAAAAAAAUAUCCACCGAAGAAGCGCCGGAGGUCGUGGUGAUCGUUAGAGCGGAGCAGAAAGUCAAUACGGACGAGUUGGAAUCGAGAGUCGAGGAGGAGCUCGGCCAAGUUCAGGUGCCGGAGGAGUUGUCUUCGAAGGUCGACGAGACAUUUACCACGGCACCGGAACUGAAUGAUACAGCGGCCAGAGCACAAUUGAUCGGUGGUAGUAGAGAUGAAACUGCAGCGGUCAUCUUGGAUGGACUCGUUUCUUCGGGUCCUUCCGACCCACAUGAGGAUAUACCAUCUUUCAGCGAGUGGGCCCAGAAACGUUUGGAGGAGGCUGAGAAGAAGAAAACUCAUCCAAAUGCUUCCGUGCAGACUCCGGGUGGUCCAGGCCGAGGCGUAAGUGGCAUGAAGAUUCGUUCCAAGAAUUAUGCUUCUCCCGAUUGCGGCGCCAAAAUCGUGGCAGCUAAUCCUGAAGCGAAUAGCGCUAAAAACGUUUUGGUGUCCACACGGGACGAGUACAUGCUGAACGCUUGUACGUCGCGCGUCUGGUUCGUUGUCGAACUUUGUGAGGCGAUCCAAGCGAAAAAGAUCGAGCUAGCAAAUUUUGAGCUCUUCAGUUCAUCGCCGAAAGAUUUCUCCGUAUAUGUGAGCGAUCGUUUCCCCACUAAAGAUUGGAGUCCAGUUGGUCAGUUUACCGCUAAAGACGUGAAAGAUAUUCAGAGUUUUGCUCUGCACCCUCACUUCUUUGGUAAAUUCAUCAAGGUUGAGCUACAAUCGCACUAUGGCUCGGAACAUUUCUGUCCUGUCUCGUUGUUUCGCGCUUAUGGUACCAGCGAGUUCGAAGUGUUGGAAACCGAGACGGAGAAUCAGAUUCUACAAGAGAGGAAUACGGAGGACGACGACGAUGAGGAUAGCGACGAGGAGGAGCUGUUGAACAGUGAGGGCGGUGAUCCACCAAGAAACUUAUUCGGUAGCGCGCGCGAUGCUGUAAUAAGUCUUAUGAAAAAAGCCGCAGAGGUUUUAGUGAAGUCUAGCGAUCUCACUGGGAACAAUAUCACGGAAAUUCAGCAGAGUAUUGAUGAUGGUAAUAUCUUGAACAACUCAUACACGAGCUGUACGACGCCUAGAUAUACAAUUCUCUGCGGUAAUUGCACCGAUCAAAAGUUUGCCAGCGUUUUUCAAUUGGUCAGUUGCAGAGAUCGGCAGUUGAACGAUUUGCUUAAGAUCGAUUUGGUGAACAGAACUCUGAGACGGGGAAGAUUAUGUAGUUUUCACGGUGUGGAGAUCGAGUCGUCUUGGCAAGAAAAAAAGGAAGACAUAAAUUAUAAUGAUACGACGCGAUUUAAUUUGGCGGAAGAUCUCCAAGCAAUUUUUUUAGCUUCCGUUUUUAAACCCGAAUACAUUGUAGCACUGUGUAAUGUUCUAGCAACAAGAGACCGUAAGGUAGUGAUGAACACGAGUUACGAAAUUCCCGUGAACAAUUCUGAGAACGCUGCCGGAGAGAAUAUUCUAUCUACUAAGACCGAUAAUAGUGAUGCCACUUCUCAUCAUCAAGCAUCUGUUACAUGUACUUCAGAUUCAAAUUCUCCUGCUUGCAAAUCUGCCACGUUUCCCGGCAAGGAAUUAUUGGGUCAGGAUAUUAAGAAUGAAGAAACCGAAGAUAUCAAUUUUGCAUCCAAAAUAAAGACUUCUGCCAGCAUGGAUAGUCUGGCAUCGCAAAUCAAACCCACGAAGACACUCAGCAAGGAGGAUAUGAAGAAAGAAUCUUCCGUACCGAUCUUGGAACCCAGUAAGGAACUUACAGAGGAGACAUUGCAGCCAGAAGUGCUGACAACUGUUCCGCCGCCGUCUGAUCCAACGUCAACAUUGAAAAUUGUCGAAGAACCGAUUGUGGGAACUGCUGUCGAGAUGACGUCAAAAAUUAUAAAUAGUCCGUCGACGAACUCGUUUGACAAUCAAAAAACUGGUGAUACUCUCGUGCCUGAUACAGAAAGUGGCGAGGCUAUUGUUCAAAUCAAAACAAACAAAUCGGAAAAUGGCGAGCAAGAUGGGAAACAGAUGAAAGAUUUGAACGAGCAAGAAGUUCGAUUGUCAUCUCAAGAUCAUCUUACGCUAGAUACAUUAUUUUCUGAUUUGGAGGGUGACACAGUUAACAUUCAGAAUGGGGCAUCUAGUUCGUCAUCAAUAACCCAACCUACAGCAAGUGCUGCGCCUCAGAAGGAGUCUGUUUUUCUUCGACUGUCCAAUAGAAUCAAGAUUUUAGAGAGGAAUAUGUCACUCAGUGGUCAAUAUCUGGAAGAAUUAAGUCGUCGUUACAAGAAACAAGUCGAAGAAAUGCAGCGCUCAUUAGAACGCGCAGUAGCUGCUAUGGGUGAGGAGUCUCGAAAGGGUGAGGAACGCGAAGCCAAGAGGGUGGAAGAGAUCGCUACUUUAAAAGAGGAAAUCGCUAUACUUUCGAAAUCAGUCGAAAUUCUUCUUUAUGAUCGUGACAGCUGGCGAAGUCGAAUAUCCGCUAUUGUUCAGCAUGCUUUAUUGAUCUGUUUAGAAGUCAUUGUUAUCAUUGUGAUUCUCUCUUACUGUCGUAGAGGAGAUUUUGAAGAGGAAGAGAAAUUGCAAUCUAAUACAAAAAAGGAGAACACGCGUCGAAAAAGUGCGGAGAAUUUUAGUUCUCACACCGCUACGAAGAAAACGAAAAAACGGCGACCUAGCGAGAUCGCUUCUCACAUUAGUGGCACAUAUCACGAGCUGAUGAUCGACGACCAACCCCAUGAGACAAGAAAGGAGCGAAAAAAGAAACGUAAAAAGGAAAUAGUUUCUGCCGGAAUUAAAACAGGAAUUAAUGUCGAUGCAAAGCAAGAAAUAAUUCGUCAUAAGAGUGUAUUGAAUGUGAUCCCUGAUGGUACAACAUUGUCAUCGAGAAGAGCAUCAUCCAUAGAACCUUCACAUUCUAAAGACUCGCAGAACUUGAUUGACAAGAGGCCAGAAUCUGCACCAGAGGCUGUCGUAGGUUGGUUCGACGAUCAAAUAGACAAGAGAGAACGAAUCGCGCAGCCUGCAUUGCCGAAAAAUAAAGUCUUUAAGAUAGAAUCAGAUUCCGAACUUGUUCGUCAAGACGACGAACUCAGCGAAUCUAAUUCAUCGUCAAUGACUGGGCACAGAUCUGUUGAAGGAUUGGCUACGAUCGAAUCGAAGAUCGGGGGAUCGAAGAAUGGUUCCUUUAGAACCAGUGGUAUUCUUAAGAGCGCGAAAUUAAGUUCGCCGUCUUUCAUGAAGACUGCUUUGAGUACGAGAAAUAAAAGAAAGUUUUCUUCAAACUCUAUCGAAAAGUGGGAGUGGAGCCAGGAUUUAGAAUAUUCAAACGAUAGGUCUUUCCCAUUUAGUUCCGCAGGUUUGAAGACAUUGUCACAGACCAUCGACGGUAACAUCAAUGGUAGAACCGCAAACGGUUUAAUCGAGGAAAGCGACGAAUCUGGGAGCAGUAAUGUUACACCUAUAUCGAGCAAAAAGGAGAAAAGAAGCGCUGGUCUAAAAAAAAUGGUAAGAAAAUUUUUCUGAUUGAAAUAGACCUAUACACAGACUGAAUAUCGAUCUUUGCGUCGAAUUGCCAUAUAAACUACAGGUAGGGUUUAUUCAUUAUCGUGUGAUGAAGUGAUUGAUUUAAAUGAGACUAAGACGAAAAAAUACGAAGCAAGAUUGGAUUAAAGAAUUUUAUGAAUUUAUAACUAAAUAUAAAGUAAAUACAUCUCUCACAUCUUAUAGAGUAUGGCAGGUUGAAGAUGAAUGAAUGAAAUUAUAAAAACUUCAUAGAAUAUGUGAAUGCGAUAUAUGAAUAAGUUUUCGCACGAUUUUUAUAAUUAUCAAUCUUAAUUGUACAUAGAUUAGCAAGCUCUGUGUUAAUUGAUUUGAACUAAUUAAUGUUGAAUUCUUUUCUUGCUCACAGUUACAUAUAAUUUGGAAACUAUCGUACUUUUGAAAGAGAUGAAUUCGAAAUAACUUUUAUAAAAUUUCCAAGUGCUACAAAUCAAGGUGGAAAAUCAUUAAGCGUAAUUGCUCAAAUUCGAAAGUUUCUUUCAUCGCUUUCAUUUAUUAUUGUAGCUGAUUUCUCCUUUUUUUGCUUUUUUGAAAACAAUAUGCAACUUAACCGUUUACGUGUAGAAAAAAGAAAUGAGAUAGCAGAAAGGAGAGUAUAUAACAGUGAAUAAAAGUCAAAACUGUAAAGACAACAUUAACAGCAUGUGUCUUGUUCGAUCACUUGGAAAGCACGAAUAUCGAAGAUAUUUAGAAGAGAAUAUAGAUAUAUUUGGAAGCGAGACGAAUUAUUCUAAAUGAAUUGUUGGGUGAAUUAUAUUGUAAAUAUAUAUAUUGCGUUGAUUAAUGCAGAGAGAAAAAGAGAUAAAAUUGUUAUGUUCUACUAGUUUUUUAAUUAUACUUCUAAAAUUCUUUGAUGCAUACAGAUGAAUACAUCGGAAUAUUUUUUGUUUAUAUAUGACAAUACGCAGUUUCAUGCACUAUGAUUACCGUUUUAUUUCAACAGUUUUAUAUCAACAAUAAUCGUAUCAUACGUAACCAAUAUGCGCCCGCGCAUAUUACAAAAUGCAAAGAAAUACAUAGAAGUUUGUAGAGGUAAACUUUAAUUGCGUUAAUUGUUACAAGCGUGAGAUUAGCCCACCGUCAUGAGAGAUAAGUAAAAUGAAAUAUAAAUAUAUUAUUUUAUAUAUAGAUUAUUUUUAUGUAGAAUAUAUAUUAUAUAUUAUAAUGAAUGGAUCGUAAUUGAAAUGCAACGAUAAAAACUGCAACAUGGAAUACAUUUUUAUAUUUUUAUUUUAGAAUUCAAUUUUUAUUCAUUAAUCAUAAUCAAAGACAUGGAAAAAUAAAGUGUUAGGAGUAAAAUCUUAGGACAUUAGCAAUAGUCACAUUCAUUAUAAUGUGUAAUUAAAGAGAAUUAAUUUUUGUUGCCAGUGAUGUAAAUGGAUAUGAAAUAGGAUCAAAUGGUAGAAAAUCAGAUAAAUCCAUAAAAUCUCUUAAUUUCAUCGAUUAACAAUUAG